Paecilomyces variotii is the source of this 582-nucleotide messenger RNA. RefSeq names its product Rho GTPase Rho1. Gene Ontology annotation, biological process: small GTPase-mediated signal transduction. Gene Ontology annotation, molecular function: GTPase activity; GTP binding. The coding region runs from base 1 to 582 and encodes 193 amino acids. The record is from RefSeq and is a predicted model, not a curated record. The transcript is spliced from 5 exons. NCBI's taxonomy places the organism in Eukaryota, Fungi, Ascomycota, Eurotiomycetes, Eurotiales, Thermoascaceae.
AUGGCUGAGAUCCGCCGCAAGCUUGUCAUCGUGGGUGACGGUGCCUGCGGUAAGACUUGUCUUCUCAUCGUCUUCUCCAAGGGUACCUUCCCUGAGGUGUACGUCCCCACUGUCUUCGAGAACUACGUCGCCGAUGUCGAGGUCGACGGAAAGCACGUCGAGCUUGCUCUUUGGGAUACCGCUGGUCAGGAGGACUAUGACCGUCUCCGUCCUCUCUCCUACCCUGACUCCCAUGUCAUCCUGAUCUGCUUCGCUGUCGACUCUCCCGACUCCCUUGAUAACGUUCAGGAGAAGUGGAUCUCCGAGGUUCUUCACUUCUGCCAGGGCCUUCCCAUCAUCCUUGUUGGCUGCAAGAAGGAUCUCCGUCACGACCCUAAGACCAUCGAGGAGCUGCACAAGACCUCUCAGAAGCCGGUUACCCCCGAGCAGGGUGAGGAAGUCCGCAAGAAGAUCGGAGCAUACAAGUACCUCGAGUGCUCUGCCCGUACCAACGACGGUGUUCGCGAGGUCUUCGAGGCCGCCACCCGCGCUGCGCUGCUCACUAAGGCUCACAAGAAGAAGUCUAAGUGCAGCAUCCUGUAA